Messenger RNA from Ogataea angusta, 375 nucleotides. RefSeq lists its product as uncharacterized. The record is from RefSeq and is a predicted model, not a curated record. The transcript has a single exon. Lineage: Eukaryota; Fungi; Ascomycota; Pichiomycetes; Pichiales; Pichiaceae. The coding region runs from base 1 to 375 and encodes 124 amino acids.
AUGAAGGUGCACGACCAGUCGCGCGCACAGCUUCUGGCACAGCUGCGUACGCAGCGACGCGAGCGGUGUGCCGAGCUGCGACGAGGCCCCAUGGCAGAGUUUGUGCUGCGCCAGGAGGAGCGCCGCGACACGCGGCAGACGGAGCAGCAGGCGCAGAACGCGCACCCGCAGCAGCAAAUCGACCUGGACAGGUUGCUGGAGCAGUACGACACCGAGCGAGAAUACGACGCCGACUCGGAGGAGGAGGCAGACGAGCAGCCGGAGGGACGAGAUAUUGCACUGGAGCGCGAACUGGAGCUCAUGCUAGCUCUGGAGCAGCAGGAGCUCGAGGAGCUCACGAGGAACUUGAACUUAGACGACGAACGAAAAAAAUAG